GCUACGUCAACAGCUCAAGAGAAGUGAGAGGAGAUUUUGCCAGGCAUAAACUCUUCACAUGGGUUGAUGAAGACAAGGUUUUUAGCCGUCCAACAUAUAAAGCAUUUCAUGCUCUGCUUGACAACUAUGAGAUGGAAAUUGGAGAGGAGGAGGUGGUGACCUGGGCAGAGAAGCAAGAGAAUUAUACUUUCCUAGAUGCGAUCAUGGAAACUAAAGUCAUGCAGGAAGCUCACAAGUUUUUGGUGUCGAAGAACGCUGCUCCGGCAGAUGAGGACAAGUUUAAGGACAUGCUUCAUGACAUUUGGUUCAAGCUCUUCAGGAGAAAGGGGGCCAGGGGUAAUGAUUCAUCAAGCUUUGAGCAUGUCUUUGUUGGUGAGGGCCGUGGCACAGAAAUGAUUGGCUUGCACAACUGGAUUCAGUUCUACCUACAAGAGAAAGCAGGCAACAUCAAUUACCAUGGAUACUUCCGCAGACAGACAGUGCAAGAUGACGACAUAGUCCGGCUAAUGGCUGUGCAGUUCACAUGGAAGGGUAUUAAAGCCAAACCAAUGUGUAGUGUGUUUAUUGGCACGAGUCCCGAGUUUGAAGUUGCUGCCUACACCAUAUGCCUUCUGCUGGACAGAGAUGGGAAAAUUGAUGUUAAGUUGGGGGAGUAUGAGGUGGAAGUUGCAGUGCACAGUUUUGGCUUUCAGCGCAAGCUAGGAACAGCGUACAUAUCUGCUGCACGUAUGGAGCAGUACGCUAAUAAGAACAGCAAAUGGUAG
This is a messenger RNA of Candidula unifasciata, 764 nucleotides long. NCBI's taxonomy places the organism in Eukaryota, Metazoa, Mollusca, Gastropoda, Stylommatophora, Geomitridae. The record is from the annotation of a GenBank genome assembly.